Messenger RNA from Gryllus bimaculatus (two-spotted cricket), 432 nucleotides. The record is from the annotation of a GenBank genome assembly. Lineage: Eukaryota; Metazoa; Arthropoda; Insecta; Orthoptera; Gryllidae.
UACAGAUUUGAUGACAGUAAAGGAGAUCAUAAACAGUUCUUUGAAUUAAUUGAUCAACUCGCCCUUGCGUUUAGUAGCAGAGUAUCUGAAUAUCUAAUGGGUGAUUUGGAUACCAAUGUCUUGCUAACGAAUAUGGUUCCCAAUAAAACUAAGACAUGUGAAAACAUUCAUGAUGAUGCAUUAGAAAGUGGGGAAAAUGAUUCAAGUUAUGAAAAAAAGGAAGAUAUACCAGAACAACUCAAUGAAGCACUGCUAAAUCUUGAACAAGGAGUUGAAUUUGCACUUAACAGAGCUAAAGUGUGGGCUAAGUAUGCAAAGGACAUCCUCAUGUACAUUGAGAAAAGAUGUCAUCUUGAAAUGGAAUACACAAGAAAUCUAAACAAAUUGGCUCAGACAGUAAGACCUUUAAUUAAUGAAGAGGUAAAUGCAUGA